AUGAACCGCCAGACCUACAGCAUGAGAGCAGGAGGGGGAGGCAGAUCCUACAGCACUGCCUCAGCUAUUAUUCCAAGUGGCAACAGGGCUGGAUUUAGUUCAGUGUCCGUGGCACGAGCUGGAGGAGGUGGAGGUGGUUUUGGAAGGCUCAUCGGAGGAGGUGGUGGCAGCGGUGCUGGUUUUGGCAGCAGGAGCCUCUAUAACCUUGGUGGUAGCAAGAGGAUAUCCAUUGGUGUUGGGAGCAGCUUCCGAACUGCUUUUGGGAGUGGAGCUUGUGGUGGCUCUGGCCUGGGAGGUGGUGGUGGUGGUGGUGGAGUGGGUGGUGGUCUUGGACUUGGUCUUGGUGGUGGAUAUGGCUUUGGUGGAGGUGCUGGGGGCUUCGGUGGUGGAGCAGGAGGUGGUGGAGGGUUUGGUUUUAGUGGAGCAGGGGGACUGGGAGGAUUCAGUGGAGGGCUGGGUGGUGGCAGAAGCCAAGGGGGGUUUGGUGGUGGAGCACCUGGAGUCGGUACAAUCCAAGAAGUGACUGUAAACCAGAGCCUCCUGGCACCCCUGAACCUGGAGAUAGAUCCAAACAUCCACCAGGUGCGGAAAGAUGAGAAGGAGCAAAUCAAGACCCUCAACAACAAGUUUGCUUCUUUCAUUGACAAGGUUCGUUUCCUGGAGCAGCAGAACAAGGUGCUCGAGACCAAAUGGGCCCUCCUGCAGGAGCAGGGGCAAAAGAACAGCUCAGGCAAGAACAACCUGGACCCACUCUUUGAGGCUUACAUCAACAACCUGAAAAGGCAGCUGGCCAACCUGCUCAACGAGAGGGGACGCAUGGACGGGGAGCUGAAGAACAUGCAAGACCUCGUCGAGGAUUUCAAGAACAAAUACGAAGAUGAAAUCAACCGGCGCACAGCAGCAGAGAAUGAAUUUGUGGUGCUGAAGAAGGAUGUGGAUGCUGCUUACAUGAAUAAGGUGGAGCUGGAGGCCAAGGUGGAUGCCCUAACCGAUGAACUCAGUUUCCUCCGAGCCCUCUACGAUGCGGAGCUGGCUCAGCUCAGCACCCAGGUGUCUGACACUGCUGUCAUCCUGUCCAUGGACAACAACCGGGACUUGGACCUCAGCAGCAUCAUCUCUGAAGUCAAAGCUCAGUACGAGGACAUCGCCAACAGGAGCCGGGCCGAGGCUGAGGCGUGGUACCAAACCAAGUUUGAGGAGCUGCAGGCCACGGCUGGAAAGCACGGGGAUGACCUGAGGAACACCAAGGGGGAAAUCUCUGAGCUCAACAGACUGAUCCAGAGGAUCCGGUCAGAGAUUGAGAACACAAAGAAUCAGUGUGCCAGCCUGCAAACAGCCAUUGGAGACUCCGAGGAGCGUGGGGAGAUGGCCCUGAAAGAUGCCAAAGCAAAGAUGAUUGACCUGGAAGAUGCCCUGCAGAAAGCCAAAGCUGACAUGGCCAGACAGCUCCGGGAGUACCAGGAGCUGAUGAACGUCAAGCUGGCCCUGGACAUCGAGAUUGCAACCUACAGGAAGCUGCUGGAAGGGGAGGAGAGCAGGCUGAGUGGAGAGGGACUCAACCCCAUCAGCUACUCUGUCAUCAGCUCCAGCUCUGGCAUGAGUGGGGGAGCUGGGUUAGGAGGAGGAUUUGGUGGACUGAGCCUCAGCGGAGGAGGCGGUGGAAGUGGCUUCGGUCUUGGAGGAGGUGGUGGUGGUGGAGGUUACGGCUUUGGAAGUGGAGGAGGACUUGGACUUGGAGGUGGUGGUGGAGGUUAUGGCUUUGGAAGUGGAGUAGGACUUGGACUUGGAGGUGGUGGUGGUGGUCUCGGAGGUGGAUAUGGAGGAGGCAGUGGUCUGAGCACCAUCGGAGGGAAUUUCAGCUCUGGAAGUGCAAAAGGCACUAACCCAGGUGUCAAAAUCGUCUCCAAAACCUCCUCCAGCAAAAAGAGCAUAAAAAGCCAAAGCCUGAAGAAUGCUACAGAGCCCGAGUAA
Molecule: messenger RNA, 1971 nt
Organism: Calypte anna (Anna's hummingbird)
Lineage: Eukaryota; Metazoa; Chordata; Aves; Apodiformes; Trochilidae
Product: keratin, type II cytoskeletal 5
Exons: 9
Coding region: 1-1971 (656 amino acids)
Biological process (GO): intermediate filament organization; keratinization
Cellular component (GO): keratin filament
Molecular function (GO): structural constituent of skin epidermis
Source: RefSeq, a predicted model, not a curated record